Acomys russatus (golden spiny mouse) is the source of this 2210-nucleotide messenger RNA. RefSeq names its product acyl-CoA dehydrogenase very long chain (gene Acadvl). The record is from RefSeq and is a predicted model, not a curated record. Lineage: Eukaryota; Metazoa; Chordata; Mammalia; Rodentia; Muridae. Gene Ontology annotation, molecular function: very-long-chain fatty acyl-CoA dehydrogenase activity; flavin adenine dinucleotide binding; fatty-acyl-CoA binding.
GCACUGUGGAGCAUGAGUCAGGGCCCAGACACACAACCUUCGGACAGAGACGCAGGGAGAGGUCAGCGGUCAAGUUUUCAGCGGCGGAUUGGACAUGCAGUCAGCUCGGAUGACCCCGAGUAUGGGGCGACAGCUGCUGCGGCUGGGGGCCCGAAGCUCGCGGUCUACUGUGCUUCUGGGACAGCCCUGGCCUGCCUCUGCCCAGCGACUUUAUGCCAGCGAAGCCACUCAGACGGUUCUGGACAAGCCAGAUUCCCUCGCCUCUGAUGCGUCCACCAGAGAAAAACCAGCCAAGACGGAAUCUAAGUCCUUCGCCGUGGGGAUGUUCAAAGGCCAGCUUACCACUGAUCAGGUGUUCCCGUACCCAUCUGUGCUUGAUAGAGAACAGACACAAUUCCUCAAAGAGCUGGUCGGGCCGGUGGCCCGGUUCUUUGAGGAAGUGAACAACCCCGAAAAGAAUGACUCCUUGGAGCAGGUAGAGGAGACCACGCUGCAGGGCCUCAAGGAACUGGGGGCGUUUGGUCUGCAAGUACCCAGUGAGCUGGGCGGCCUGGGCCUCUGCAAUACCCAGUAUGCUCGCUUGGCGGAGAUUGUAGGCAUGCACGACCUUGGCGUCAGCGUGACCCUGGGAGCUCACCAGAGCAUCGGUUUCAAAGGCAUCCUGCUCUAUGGCACAAAGGCCCAGAAAGAGAAAUACCUCCCCAGAGUGGCAUCUGGGCAGGCUUUGGCGGCUUUCUGCCUCACGGAGCCCUCAAGCGGGUCCGAUGCAGCCUCCAUCCGUAGCUCAGCCGUACCCAGCCCUUGUGGAAAGUAUUAUACUCUCAAUGGAAGCAAGAUUUGGAUCAGUAAUGGGGGCCUGGCAGACAUUUUCACGGUCUUCGCCAAGACGCCAAUUAAAGAUGCAGCCACGGGGACUGUGAAAGAGAAGAUCACAGCUUUUGUAGUGGAAAAAAGCUUUGGAGGGGUUACCCAAGGACCCCCGGAGAAGAAGAUGGGCAUCAAAGCAUCCAACACGACGUCUGUCUUCUUCGAUGGAGUGAAGGUCCCGUCAGAGAACGUGCUGGGGGAGGUGGGGGACGGCUUCAAGGUUGCUGUCAACAUCCUCAACAACGGGAGAUUUGGGAUGGCUGCGACCCUAGCAGGCACCAUGAAAGCCAUCAUCGCCAAGGCGGUGGAGCAUGCCACUAAUCGCACCCAGUUUGGGGACAAAAUUCACAAUUUUGGGCUGAUCCAGGAAAAGCUGGCUCGGAUGGCCAUUCUGCAGUAUGUGACUGAGUCCAUGGCGUACAUGCUGAGUGCCAACAUGGACCAGGGAUUCAAAGACUUCCAGAUAGAAGCGGCCAUCAGCAAAAUCUUUGGUUCGGAGGCGGCCUGGAAAGUGACAGACGAGUGCAUCCAAAUAAUGGGGGGCAUGGGCUUCAUGAAGGAACCCGGCGUGGAGCGCGUGCUCCGAGAUAUUCGUAUCUUCCGGAUCUUUGAAGGGACGAAUGACAUUCUGCGACUGUUUGUGGCUCUGCAGGGCUGCAUGGACAAAGGGAAGGAACUGACUGGGCUUGGCAACGCCCUGAAGAACCCCCUGGGAAACGUGGGCCUCCUGAUAGGAGAAGCGGGCAAACAGCUGAGGCGGCGUACAGGGAUGGGCAGCGGUUUGAGUCUCUCGGGAGUUGUCCACCCAGAGUUAAGUCGCAGCGGUGAACUGGCAGUGCAGGCUCUGGAGCAGUUUGCCACUGUAGUGGAGUCCAAGCUGAUGAAGCACAAAAAAGGGAUCAUCAAUGAGCAGUUCCUGCUGCAGCGCCUGGCAGAUGGAGCCAUUGACCUCUAUGCCAUGGUGGUGGUUCUCUCCAGAGCCUCAAGGUCCCUGAGUGAGGGCCACCCCACAGCACAGCAUGAGAAAAUGCUCUGUGACAGCUGGUGUAUUGAGGCUGCAACACGGGUCAGAGAAAACAUGGCUAGCCUGCAGUCCAACCCUCAGCAGCAGGAGCUCUUCCGUAACUUCAAAGGCAUCUCCAAGGCCAUGGUGGAGAGUGGUGGCGUUGUCACCAGCAACCCCCUUAGAGUCUGAUACUCCCAAUCAGGCCUAGCAUGGUUAUGUGCCUUACGCCAAAACACAGGUCCCCUUUAUGGGGGCCCUGGCUCCCCUGUUUGUUCUCUGGAGUAUUUACUGCCUUAAGAACAGUAAAUUUUCUACUAAGUCACUCUUUGCUACUGUA